This is a messenger RNA of Stereum hirsutum FP-91666 SS1, 1020 nucleotides long. Its product is annotated as homoserine acetyltransferase. NCBI's taxonomy places the organism in Eukaryota, Fungi, Basidiomycota, Agaricomycetes, Russulales, Stereaceae. Bases 1 to 1020 code for a protein of 339 amino acids. Gene Ontology annotation, biological process: biosynthetic process. The record is from RefSeq and is a predicted model, not a curated record. The transcript is spliced from 12 exons. Gene Ontology annotation, molecular function: acyltransferase activity, transferring groups other than amino-acyl groups.
AUGUCUACUCCAGCCGCAGAGACUCAGUAUUACCAUCAUGGCCGCUUCAAGGUAGCCGGAGGCGUCAUCCCAGAUGCUGUCACUGCGUACAGAACUUAUGGCGACCCCAAGAACCCCUGCAUCGUGUUCCCCACCUGCUACGGAGGCAAGCUUGCGGACCAAGAUUAUAUGAUCGGAGCGGAUAAGGCCCUGAACCCCGAGAAAUACUAUGUCGUUACCUUCGCUCUGUUCUGUAACGGAGAGUCCUCUUCGCCUUCCAACACGCCUGCGCCGUACAACGGCCCCUAUUUCCCGGCCGUCACAUACGAAGACAAUGUUCGCGCUCAACAUGCUGUUCUUACGAAGGAACUUGGGAUACAGAAGGUGUUCUGUGUAAUCGGGUUCUCGAUGGGAGGCCAACAGGCUUAUUACUGGCCUGUGAUGUAUCCUGAUGUUGUUGAGCGAUUCGUCUGUCUCUGUGGCUCCGCUCGUACCAGUCCUCACAACCAGUGUUUCCUCGAAGGACCAAAGAUAGCUCUGACUGCCUCAAGGGACUUCGAUGACGGUCACUAUAAGACUCAGCCUCAUCACGGCAUGCGCGCAUUCGGGCGCGUCUACAGCGCAUGGGCCUAUGGGCAAACCUGGUACCGCAAUAAGCAAUACCUUCACGGUGGAAAAUACCCCGACCUGAACGCCUUCAUUCGAGAGGAUUGGGAAGCCGGUUUCUUGGAGUCUUGGGACGCGAACGAUAUGGUCGCACUCCUCAAUACAUGGCAGCAAGGCGACGUUUCCCUCGUUCGACACGGCGGCGACUACGAGCGGUGUCUUUCGGAGAUCACUGCGAAGGGCUUGAUCAUGCCGUGCAAGACUGAUUUGUACUUUCCGCCCGAGGAUAGUGAGAUCGAAGUAUCGCUGAUGAAGGAUGGAGCGGAACUGGCAGUCAUUCCUUCUGUCUGGGGACAUAUGGCCGGAGGAGGGAACAAUCCUGACGACGAUGUAUACAUCAAGGAGAAAAUUCACAAGUUCUUCGAGUCCGCGUGA